Micromonas commoda is the source of this 1044-nucleotide messenger RNA. RefSeq lists its product with no specific name. The record is from RefSeq and is a predicted model, not a curated record. NCBI's taxonomy places the organism in Eukaryota, Viridiplantae, Chlorophyta, Mamiellophyceae, Mamiellales, Mamiellaceae. The transcript has a single exon. Bases 1 to 1044 code for a protein of 347 amino acids.
AUGCAGGCGGACCUGGAGGCAAAAACGUUUUUUGAAGCGAUGCCGGGUCCGAGGCGCUAUCAAUUAACUACAACAGCCCGUUGUGCGAAAGAGCUCACCAACCUUCCCGUAGUCACCUCCAACGAUGCCUACCGUCUUGGGAAUGCAGUCGAGCGUCAAGGAGUUGACUGGCUUGGUGCGCGGCGACAGGUGCUUGAGCACCCAAAAUCGUUUCAAGAUUCAAUUCUUUACAAUUUUUUGAUGGGCGACGUGGAAGAGCAGCGAGCCUUUUUGGGCUGUGUAGCUGACUACAAGCGCAAGCUUGAUGACAGCCCGAGUCGUUCGAUGCACCACGGUGACAACAGAACAAUCGUGGUCCCCCUUCGACUGAGCGAUAAAGUACGGUUUAUGGUUGAAGAUUAUCCUGUUGUGAAUAGUGCAAUCGUCCGAUACAAGCGCAUGCAUUGCCCGUGGUGUGAUACACUUGUGAUAAUGACUCUAUUGGUUUGGGGCGAGGAUAAAAAUCAUAUGUUUGCAUUCAGUCAAAGGGAAUACAAGCAGAGUCUCGCUGUUUUGAAUAGUAUCGCGAAGACUGCUCAGUCGAAGGAUGGCGGUAAUCUCAGAGUUAUUAUCCGCUCGACUCUCGAUGCCGAUAGCGACUUUGUGUACAGCGCUUACUCCCCUCACCUUGUACUGCCAGUUGUCACGCCCUCUUCCUGGAACCGGCUUUUAACAUUUUGUAAUAGUGCUGUCCUGGACAGACAUAGGGAGCAAUCCGCCAUCGACUUCUUCGACAGUGCCAUCAAGCCAAAACUAAAGGCGGCUGGUCGUCGGGAGGAAAUCUUAACGCACUACAUAAACCUAGAAUCACAUGUGCCUGAUGAUGUUGUGGUGAACUGGUUUCAGAGUGAAGUGAGGCGGACAGGUUUAGCCGAACACUCAGUUACUAUUAAACAAAUGUCUAACUGGAAGGAUUGGCCCGGCAGAAUGCGACCUUACCGCGUAGGAUUGCGCGCAUACGAUAUUGGCGUGCGAUCAAUUCAGAGGGCCGCGCAAGAAAAAUGA